AUGUCGACGAACGGAUAUAAUUCAUACAACCUCUCCUACCAACAAUCUUCCGCCCAACGAUAUGCAUCAUAUCAUACUGCGCCCGCUUCGAACAACAUCACCCAAUCCGCCCACCAGUACCAGCAACCACCACCAACGACGCAAGCCCAACAAUACAUGCCCUACCCAACACAGUCACAUACACCCCAGAACAGCGGAUAUGGAACUGGAGCCACAUGGAACAACGACGCAUACGGUGCAACUCGCGAGACAACAAAACAGGCUGCCGAGGUUCUGCACAAUAUGAGUAACCCCUCGUAUGCACCUAGCACCACACCUGCGACCACCCAACCCACCUUCAUCACCAAUACUACCACGUCGUCGCAUCCCAGUCACUAUGCCAGUUCCAAUGCCCCGCAAGUCCUAGCGCAGCAGAGCCAUUCUCUUUAUGGACAAUCGCAAGCGCACCCACAGAGUGUUAACAAUAAUCGUGCUCUACCGUCUCCGGUCACAGCAUUAAAGAGCCAUCUGCACGCAACGCAGUCAAUAUAUAACCGACAACAGCAGCAGCGCUCUGACAGCCCAGCCCAGUCUCAAUACACUACCGCACAAGCCAACAAUGCACGAACCGCAACUAUGAUGGCUACAGCAAAUCAGCAGUACGGCGGUUACGGCAACCAGCAGGUUGCUAGCGUCGAGUCCUCGCGCGGGUCACAAAAUCACACACCGUCAAACGUCAAUAAUUACAACACUGCGCCAAUGCCCCCAGCUGCGCCUUCUGCACCCACUGUCAGCAUAGCCGAUACAUACCAUACACAGGGCACAACUACUGUAGAUCCACUGGCAGUGUACGACCCAUGGCCGGAAUAUCAGCGAAAACAGGCAGCAAGGAAGGCGAUUGAGGAAGCGGCACGCGCCGAAGAGGAAAGGCUUGCAGCGGAGACGCGCAAAAUAGAAGAGGAGCGUAGACGGCAAGAAGAGAGCGAAAGCUUGCGACAACCACAACCAAAGUCCAAUGCGAACCAAAGUCAAAAGGAGCAGCAACCAAACACAGUCGAGGUGGCUGCUGCACCUCCGGCUGGCGAAUAUGGUCUUAGUGAUGCGUUGGAAGCCGAGAUUCGUGCAAUGAUGGCGAAAAUGCGUGAACUCAACAGCAAAGACCCGAGUCUCCUUGCGCGCAUCUGGGAAGAGGAACGAAGAGCAAAACCAAAAUCACAGACAACACAGAGCAAGCCUACGCCCCCAGAUACUGCACCGCCACCUGCUGCUGCCCAGUCUACACAAUCUGCUCAUGCUAGCACUCCGCAGUCUGCAAACUCAGAGGAGAACAUUUCACAUAGAGAAACGAUGAGCACAAAUGUAUUUAAGCCGGCUACUCCCGUUGUCGCUCAGGCUGAACCGGUAAGGCGAACCCAGACGCCGGCCAGUCGACCCGCCGGCAACACUGUUUGGCCAGCAGAGAAGAAGGCACAUCUAGCAAAAGCAGCCGCAGCAUAUCUAAAUGACUACAACACUUUUCGCAAAAUUCUACCUGCUCGCAUAAUAACUCUACUCAAUAGCAACCCUUCUUAUAUCCAACUAUGUGAGCAGCUUGAGCAGAUGGAGUUUAAACUAGAUCGUGCAGCCUUUGCUAAAUGCUUGCUCACAGCUGUGCCAGAUGUAAACUCAAAAUCGCGUCAAUCUUUACCUCAAGCACCAGCUCCUGUGCAGACACCGCCUGUCCCACCUGCCGUAAUGAAGAAGGAUAUUUCAGCCUCUGUCGCACCUAGCCCACAAGACACGCCAGUUUCAGGCCCAUCGGCUCCAGGUCCACCAGCAAGUACAGAACAGUACACGCCAUUUCCAAAUCACGGCUCACCGGCAGGCCCUUCACCAAACACACCUGCACCUGCACCUGCACCUGCACCAGUCGUCGAGAUGAUGCCCAUCAAGCCUGAGUUGCGGAAGCCUGCUAAUAAAGAAGAGGCUGCCCGAAAGCGCAACCUGAGCGACCUCGUUGAUUUAACGCAACUUUCAGAAGACGAGGAUAUGGGUCCACCACCCAAGAGGCUGGAUUCUGGUGCCAUGCAUAUAUCUGAUCCUCAGGGUACAACGAAUGGCGACAAGCAAAUGUCGACUUCUAUCACCAAUGGACCACCGCAGUCUUUUAUGCAACAAUUGCCAGCGCUACCUAACAGCCUUAGAUAUACCACCUACGUUAAGCCACUAGAUCGGAAUAAAGCACUACGUCGAAAUACUUACAAUCCUGCAACAAUUGCACGCGAUGUCUUGAUCGCUUGUGGAAGACACCCGUCUCAGCGUAAUCUAAACCAGCAUUUAGACCAGCUAAGAACAAGUUUGCCUAAUGUCACGAUGGAGUCGGACCUCAGCACUAUUAGGUGGGAUCUGAUCGAUCCUGGCAAUCCACCUCCGGACUACUUCAAGGAGAGAGUCGAAGAUCUCACGCAAGAUGCAGACGAGGAUUCGGGUCAUGACGAGAGACCGCGUCCCCGCUCUCCGUCGAAUGCGAUUGGUGGUGAGGGUGGGGCUCAGGUAAAGGCCCAAGCUUUACCUGAAGCUAUCAAUCCAUUCAUCAAGAAGAAGCGACGCGGUCGACCUCCGCGAAACUCUUUACCCGACACCACUGAGCCUGUGAAUCAGCCUGCUCCCAUGAGUUCAAGUGACCGACCUGCCUCAGGUGCUAGCGGCGUGGGCUAUUCGGCAUUUCGAUCUGCUACACAGUACAACCCUGACGGAACACCAAUUCCUAAGAAGAGAGGUCGCCCUGUUGGUUGGAGAAAGGCUAUCCAUGGAUCUGCUACCACGCAGGCUCAAACGAAUUCAAACAAAGACACUGGCCUCUUGAAUAAGUAUCAGCCGCUACAGUCAAGCUCCUUGCGCAAUGUGCGCCCAGAUGAUGCAGCAAUUCGUAUCGACUCGAGGUCGCCGAGUGUCGUGAACCGUGUCUUUCAGUCGUACAAGUGCAAAUGGCUAAACUGCAAAGCAGAGCUACAUAACAUGGAUACCCUGAAGAAACAUGUAUUCAAAAUACACCAUAAAGACACGGUCGGCAACGCUUUGAAUUGUCUGUGGGAUGAUUGCGGCCAAGAUACCCAUUCACCUUCUUUUGACCUGGAGAGCAACUGGCGCAACCAUGUACAGCAGGCGCACUUUGAUCCGCUGUUAUGGGAGCUUGGCGAUGGACCAGCCAGUGGUCUCUCUGACUCGCAUGACUCUGAUGCUUAUCUUAGCGAUGCGCAAGGUCGACAAGUUACUCCACGCAUUAUAGUCGACCCCGAGCGCCUAGAGGCGCUUAGUUUGUCUCCACCAGGUUUACUAUCACGAGGUCGCGGACGGCCUCCGAAACGCACCCUAGAGCAAGAAGCUCGUGAUGCGCACGAUAGGCUCGUGUCGCUGAAAAUGCGCAUAGGAGGGCCGGGCAUGGAUUGUGGAGGGACAACACUUGUGAACGAUAAGCGGCGAAGAGGUCUUAUUGAUGUCGAUGAGACAGAAGAGGAGGUUGUCAACGUGGAGGACUGA
Molecule: messenger RNA, 3498 nt
Organism: Bipolaris zeicola 26-R-13
Lineage: Eukaryota; Fungi; Ascomycota; Dothideomycetes; Pleosporales; Pleosporaceae
Exons: 2
Coding region: 1-3498 (1165 amino acids)
Molecular function (GO): DNA binding
Source: RefSeq, a predicted model, not a curated record